ACUUCGCUUCGUCCCUGCCCUCGAAAUAUUCGCCAUUGCGCGCGUCCGGGCCUUUUCCCUCGUCUCUCGUCCCUCUUCCCUUCUUCUAUUACUGAGUCUUCUUCUACUUCUUAUCUCUCUGUAGUUUCAUUAUCGUCCUCUCUGCGGUCUGCCGUCCGCCGUCUCUUCUUCUUCUCUCUGCUCUCCCACCCCCCCCCCCCACAAUGUCCGGCCCAUCUCCACCGGCAAACCAAGACUACAACGACCCCCUCGGGGCCAUCCCCUCCGACGACCUCGACCUCGAGCGCGGCGACACACACCGCUCCGUCAUCUCCGGCCGCGACAGCCUAGACGAUGAAGCCUCGCCGCUCCUCGUCCGGUCAACCACCGCCACCACCUUGGCCUCCACCCAGGGAUCGGAGUUAAUGAGAGUAGAAACCAAAUCAGCCCCCAUCGAGCAGCUCAGCAUCCUCGACCGCUACCUCCCGCUCUGGAUCGUGCUCUCCAUGGCCAUCGGCAUCCCGAUCGGCUACUUCUACCCCGACCUGGGCGAGAAGCUCGAGCGCGGCGGCUUCGCCGGCGUCUCUAUCCCCAUCGCCAUCGGCCUCCUCAUCAUGAUGUAUCCCAUCAUGUGCAAAGUCCAGUUCGAGUCCCUGCACCGGCUGCUCGUCGUCAAAGCCCUCUGGGCCCAGGUCGCCAUCAGUCUCGUCAUCAACUGGAUCGUCGCCCCGCUCGUCAUGGUCGGUCUCUCCUGGCUCUUCCUCCCGGACGAACCUGAGCUGCGCGAGGGCUUGAUCAUGGUCGGCGUCGCGCGCUGCAUCGCCAUGGUCAUGAUCUGGAUCGAGCUUUCCGAAGGCGACACCGACUACGGCGCCAUCCUCACCGCCGUCAACUCCAUCCUGCAGAUGUUUUUAUUCGCCCCCACCGCCAUGUUUUACAUCAACGUCAUCGGCAAGAACGCAGACCACCUCGACAUCCCCUACGCCGUCGUCGCAAAGUCGGUCGCCAUCUUCCUCGGCCUGCCAUUACUCUUCGCCGUCGUCACGCGCGUCAUCUGCCGCGGCCACCUCGUCAGCGUGCAGACCUACGACGAGAAAUUCCUCUCCUUCCUCGAGCCUUUCUCGCUCCUCGGCCUGCUAUUCACCAUCCUCGUCAUGUUUGCCUCCCAAGGCCGCGAGGUCAUCACCCAGCUCACCUCCGUCCUGCGAGUCAUGGUCCCGAUGUUUACCUACUUUGUCAUCCUCUUCUUCGGCACCUUAUACAUCUGCUACCGCAUGGGCUACACCUACAAGAUCUGCUCCGCCCAGGCCUUCACCGCCGCCAGCAAUAACUUUGAGCUCGCCAUCGCCGUCAUCGUCUCCUACUACGGCAUCACCUCGCGACAGGCCCUGGCCGCUACCGUCGGCCCUCUGCUCGAGGUCCCUGUCCUCCUCUCGUUCGUCUACGUCAUGCAGCACUACAAAGACCGCAUCGCUUGGGGCCACUGGGGUAGCACCGAGGUCAUCUCCGGCGCGACUGUCUAGAGACCUAUCUCAAAAGCAACUCUACCAAAGUUCUUGUAGUUAUGUUUUUUCUAUUAUUUUACUCGAUAUCUAUUAUCUUAUUAUUGCUUGGGGCGUAACCUAACGACAUGUUUGGCUUAAAUUUUCAAAUUUUUUCUCUUUUUUAUCUAAUGUGCUUGGGUUUCUAGACUUGGGAUGGGUUAUGUUUGUAAUAUAAUCAUCAUAAUAUAUUUGUUAUACAAUUGCAAUUAAUC
Molecule: messenger RNA, 1735 nt
Organism: Myxozyma melibiosi
Lineage: Eukaryota; Fungi; Ascomycota; Lipomycetes; Lipomycetales; Lipomycetaceae
Product: arsenical-resistance protein
Exons: 1
Coding region: 204-1502 (432 amino acids)
Biological process (GO): arsenite transport; antimonite transmembrane transport
Cellular component (GO): plasma membrane
Molecular function (GO): antimonite transmembrane transporter activity; arsenite transmembrane transporter activity; antiporter activity
Source: RefSeq, a predicted model, not a curated record